Annulohypoxylon truncatum is the source of this 5815-nucleotide messenger RNA. RefSeq lists its product as uncharacterized. Gene Ontology annotation, molecular function: transcription cis-regulatory region binding; chromatin binding; RNA polymerase II general transcription initiation factor activity. NCBI's taxonomy places the organism in Eukaryota, Fungi, Ascomycota, Sordariomycetes, Xylariales, Hypoxylaceae. Gene Ontology annotation, biological process: transcription initiation at RNA polymerase II promoter. Gene Ontology annotation, cellular component: transcription factor TFIID complex. The record is from RefSeq and is a predicted model, not a curated record. The coding region runs from base 382 to 5169 and encodes 1595 amino acids. The transcript has a single exon.
GCCCAAAAUAGUUUUUUUUGCUCGACUUCGCACGAUUUUAUGCGACAAGCCACUUGAAAUAUUUGCUUCCCACACUGUUGAUAUCGGCAGUAACUUAUUAGUAGUACGCGUCUUAUACUGCGAACUACAAGUCGCGCUAUAAUUCUAUGCUCAUAUUCGCAUACAAGGAUAUCGCAUUUUUCCAACUCUACAUUUCCUACCGUUGCCUACGCAAAUAACUCCCUCUUCCUUGCCCAACACCUUCUAAUAGUCGCCGAGUCGCCUUGCGCUGUUACGAUAAUCUUAUUGCCGACUCCAUUUCUACGUGAAAACCCUUCUACGAGGCGAGACCACCGAUGACCACGAUUACUUGAGAGCAUCGCGGCUUCGCAGACGCCCACAAUGCCGGGCAUCGUGGAGCCAGAAUCCACUGAGAAGGGCGAUGCUCCUAUCGAGCUUCCUAUCGAUGAUACCCCUCCACGCCCUUAUGUCGUCUUUAAACAGAAUGUCGAUAUCGAAAUCGACUUUGCUAGGCAGCGUGUCCACGGUCGAUCCGAGAUACUCGUCGUUCCUAUCGAGGACGUUUCCGAGGUGUUUAUCGACGCCCGCCAAUGCGAAAUCGAUGUAUCUCAGAUCUUAGUCAGUAAUUGCAAGGUGGAAGCGUCGUAUUUAGACCCGUGUGAUUUAAUACAGACGCCUAAGAACUACCGCUUGUCAGCAUCACACUGGGCGAUCAAGAAGCAUCGUAUGAAGCCGUUAUUGCACCAUCGACGUAAAGAGGUUUCGGCCUUCGAUCACGAAUUUAAGUGCUGCACGCCGCUGAAUGGAUCGGUUAGGAUUAAGCUUCCAACUAAGGAUGAAGUGCUGCAGAAGAAUAAGAACCUCCAGAAGUCGGAAUUGCAAGAAAUGCUUAUUACCGCGAAUGGCGUAGUAGGCGGCUAUAGGAUCUGCAUACCUUUCAAGGUGAAAAACACGAACGACGGUUUCCAAUUUGUCGGCUGCAACGAGCGAGAUACUCGAUAUCCGCACGUUUAUACGCGUCAUUCACUCGAACCUGGCACGGCAUCUGCCAUCUUUCCGUGUAUCGAUGACCCUGGCUCCCGAAAUUCGUGGAAGAUCUCCGUUACAUGUCCUCGCACUCUCGGCGAUGCCUUCCGCCGGCUACCCGUGACACAACAGUCCAGGGGUAUUGGUGAUCCAAAUGGAAAUCGCAAAAGGAAGCGUGAUGAGGAAGAUUCUCAAGGCUACGAGAAAGAUGGAGGCUGGGUUGAGCUUACCGAAGAAGACAAGAUGCUGGAUAUGACAGUCGUCUGCUCGGGUCAACUCCAGGGAGAAAUGGCUCACAAAGACGACGAAACGAAGAAAAUAAUGACUUUCGAAAUUGAACGUAACAAGGCAGCGAAACAUGUCGGCUUUGCCGUUGGCCCUUUUGAGCAUGUGGACUUGUGGUCAGAAUUCCGUCGAGAGGAGGACGACACUAAGCUUGGUGACAGUGCGGUCAAAGUUCAUGGGUACUGUCUUCCAGGCCGUGCUGAAGAGGUCAGAAGCACCUGUUGUACCCUCGUCACGGCAGUAGAUUACUUGGUACUCUCUUUUGGACGGUAUCCCUUCGACAGCUACAAAAUAUGCUUUGUUGAUGACAUGAUUGAGGAUACCGUACCGCUGUGUGCCUUCUCCUUAUGUAGCAACAGGCUACUCUAUCCCCAGGACAUCAUGGAAAACGAAGUGGAAGUUGCAAGAAAGCUGGCGUACUCACUAUCGUGCCAGUGGUUCGGGGUCAAUAUUAUUCCCAACACCAAAGCAGACACCUGGCUCGUCGUCGGGAUUGCGUGGUACCUAACUGAUCACUUUAUGAAGUACUUAUGCGGUAACAACGAUUUUAGGUUCCGAAUGAAGUCAAUGGCAGACCGGCUCGUCCAACUUGAUAUCAGACGGCCCUGCUUGCAGGAUCUUGGCGAGCACCUCUACUUGGGCGACUUUGAGGUUGAUUUUAUGAAUCUCAAGGCACCGUUAGUCUUGUUCAUUCUCGACCGACGAAUGUCCAAGUCGGCCAAUAACAUGGGCAUAUACAAGAUAAUUGGGAGAAUGGUAACCAAGGCAAACACCUCUCUCCAGCCGUCAGAUGAGAUAUUAGGGGCAGAUGCCUUCAGAAGAGCUUGUGAGAAAGCUGGGAAUCAGAGGCUGGAGCCAUUCUGGAACCAGUGGGUACUCUCUUCCGGUUGCCCUAGGUUCGACGUGAAUCAACGGUUUAAUAAAAAGCGGCUCUGCGUUGAGAUGACAAUUCAACAGAAGCAAGACGCCGCUUAUCGUACCGUCAAAGCACUAGACAAGGACGAUUUCUGGAGAGGUGUUAUGGAAGAGAACCAUGCUGUCUACGCUAGCGAACCUCAGCAAUCGUUCACUGGACCAAUGACCAUUCGAAUCCACGAGGCAGAUGGCACACCCUACGAACACAUAGUAGAAAUUCGAGAGGAUGCGGCCAAGUCUGUCAAAUUCGAUAUCCCUUACAACACGAAAUACAAACGACUAAAGAGGAAUCGUCGGCAACGUGAAAGGCAAUUAGCUAGUAAUACGAGGGCAACCGACGAUGCACCUAGGGAUAUCUACUAUUUAGGAGACGUCAUACAGCAACCAGAUGAGAUGGAAGCCUGGGAGUUCCGUGAAUGGGAUGACGAGACAGAAACUAAGAUGGACCAGGAGUCCUACGAAUGGAUUCGCAUGGAUGCCGACUUCGAAUGGAUUUGCGAGAUGCAAACUAACAUGCCUGCUUAUAUGUACGCGUCGCAGCUACAGCAAGAUAGGGAUGUUGUCGCGCAGCAAGACUCGAUGUGCUACCUCCAUCGAGUCUACUCCACAGUCGGCCCACAUCCUCUCAUGUCGACGAUUUUAGCUCGUACCGUCUUAGAUGCCAGGUACUACUACGGAAUACGCCUGAUGGCGAUUGAUGAGCUCCCUCGCCAUGCUACCAAGGAAGCCACCAACUGGGGGUUGAAACAUCUGCUUAAGACUUACCAGCACUUCUUUUGCAUUCCUGGAACGUCUACUCCCCUUCCAAAUGACUUCUCGGAUAAGCGCCAGUACCUUGUACAAUGUGCUAUUCUAGAGGCUAUUGCUCGCAUUCGUGGAGAAGACGGCAAGUGUCCCAAAGAAGUACGAAGGUUCAUCCUUGAGCAGCUUCAACAUAAUGACAACAGAUACAACAUUUAUUCCGAUCAGCCGUACAUCUGUGGAUUAAUCAAGGCUUUGGCCAUCUGUCAAAUCCCGGACGACAGGGCCAAACAGAAAAAGGCUGUCCCCUUCGGUCCUAUAGAUGCUGAUGAGGACGAAGCGAUGGCUGAGCCCGUCGACACUGAGCCAGAGGAGUUUCGCGACUUAGUACUCGAAGAGAUUGACCGCUUCCGUAGGAUGGACGAGCAUUCACCAUCGUUCGAGAAUUGUUUUACCAUCGCCGCCCUUGACGCUUACUGCCGUCUGAUGAAGGCAGAAGUCAUAAAGAAAAACCCCGCCAGGUUCAUCGAGUACCUACAGGACAGAACUUAUGAUGUCGUCCGUAUAAAAGCUUGUGAAUCGCUUGUGGAAAUAGGCAUGUUGGCCAAUAAAAGUUUCCUCCGAAUGUUCCUUCUCCUUGCUAGCACAGACCCUUCGCCAUUCGUUCGAGAGCGGAUAUUUAAAGCGUUGUGUCGUGGUCUUGCUAGCAUGGCUAUUGGAGAAGGUGAGCAGGUAGAGGAGAAGGCGCCAACCCAGCCAGCAGAGGAUGGUCUCAUCGUCGAACAGGAUGAUGCUGUGAUGGAGGCUAAUAAAAUCGCGAAAGCUCGCAAAGAGGAUCUCUCUGCUGCUCUUACGGCGUUGAAAGCUAAGACCACCGACGACGAAGACUUGCAGGAGGCCAUUUGGAAAGCAAUGGACUCGCCCGUUCUGACUACGACAGAACAACUCAAAUUCCUUGAGCUCUGCUCAGUGCUAUUCGAUGAAGAUCAGUCGUUGAUGAUGUGUUUCCCUUACCCUAGUUAUUGGAAAGCGGAACGCGGGGAGAGGAUUCGGAACAAAUGCCUCAUGAAGUUUAAGCGGCGUUAUAGAACAAAGCCGCGCAAACCACGAGUCAUUCCUAAACCACCUCCACCUAGGCCUGAGCCUAAGCGAACCAUCACUUUGAAUCUUAACCGGAGUAUGAGUGUGGGCGCAAAGGCAGCAACGCCAACAGCCGAAGCCCCGCCGCCUCCGCCUCCAGCCGCUCCAACUUCGAAGUUCUCAGGUACCAUCUCUACUCCAAAGGUUACUAUACCGCCUUUGAAGCAACCACCUGUGUCGAAAGAAAAGGUCUCUACGCCUUCUGUGAAAGAACCCGCUUCACAAGAACCCGCGCCAAAGAAGUUAAAACAAUCUAUCACUGCCUCCGUAUCUCGGGGUGCUACUCCAUCAGCGUCUCAAGAGAAGCCAAAGGAUAAGCUAAAGAUAGGCGAGCCUCAUAGGGAUAGUAUCUCUGUUCAGACCCCUGUACGGCCUACCAUUGAGCUUCAACAGUCUGAGCCAAAGCCAGCAGUUCCUAAGGUCAACGGAAGCACCCAACCAGCACCGGCGAAACUUCCGAAACCUUCAAAGCCUAUAAAGAGGGCGAGUACGGAGAGCGAAGGUUCUCGGCCAACCAAGUUUGUCAAGCUCAAUACUUCCAAAAUUCCAAGAAAGGAACUGGAGAAACUUCAGAAGCGACAGAAAGUACGGAAGCCGAGGAGACUUGUGACGGUGAAGUUUACCGCUUGGGAUAGACUGCGUAAAGGAAAGAGCAAGACGCCGCAAGCAGGCUCGAUUCGAGCUACGCCUAAGCACCGUAGGCCCGAUGAUAAGUCUAGCGGUAAAAGUCCGCGUCCCUCUAUUGGCCCAGCCUCACCUGCGCCUAGGAUCUCGGAUUCUGCUCAGAUCGGAGCAUCUUCGACAGCCAUGUCAUCUUCUCAGAAUCCGACCGCUACCCCUAAUAGUUCCUUCAAAUCCGCAUCCCAAUCAUCUCAACUAGGCUCAAAUAGCGAGAAAAAGCGAAAGCCCCUCCCGGAGAUGCGCAAGCCGCUCCCGUCGGCGGCACCGACUAACGUUCCCACGCCGUCGUCGAAGCAGCCCUCAUCCGUCCCGGCUGCGGCACCUAAAGGUCCCACGAAGCUGAAGAUCAAGUUAAAGACCCCUACUUCAGGGUCUACUUAGGAUAUGAAACACGAGUAGAGCCACAUCAACAUUCUCUCUCCAGUACACGAUCAGAAGUCACCACAUUCCUCUACGCUUAUGGUUCUUUUUUACGUGUUUUUUUCCCUUACUUCUUUUUUUUCCCUCCAUCACGUUUUUGCAUGGCAGGCAUGGCAUCGGCGUUGGGAGCCGGAACGAGAGGAUAUGACAACCCCAAGGCCGAAAAAUGCCUUAUCUCCCUUUUGUUUUUUUUUGUUCGAGCUUGCGUUGCGUUGUCAGGUUGAGUUUUUAUUCCGCCACCGAUCAGGUAAUGGGACGGAACGAAGUUGGUUUGCCUUGAGCCACGGGGACAAGAUGAGGAAAUAGGUACGAGUUGCAAAGGGACAUACGAACACUACAUAAGCACAAACUACCAAAAAAAAGCCUGCUACGACUACGUUACGUCUACCCCCAUGGCUACGACAACCCGCCACCUCACCUAUUUACCUCCUAAAGGAUGUUUACCGGUACCGUGCGAUGGCGAAGGAAGGGGAGGAAUAUGGACGGGUCAAGUUGAUAGGAUGAGAGGGGACGGCUGGGCUUGGCUGUGCUGUAACGUGUGGAUGUGUACGGAUAAGGAUAGUGAAAUCACAUAAAGUGCGUUGAACAAAUGAGAUUUAAACAUAAU